AGAGAGGAUUAGAUGCAUUCAUAAUCCGGUUUAGGGUUUGCAAGGGAGAUGCGUGUGGCUGUAGUGCAAAAGAGGAGCAUUAGGACCCUGUAAUAGGUGUGACCAGGAUUUCCCCACGGGCUUCGGGCGCGCAGCAGAACGCAUGCGUCUUGGCCGCUUUCACUGGAUCCCAAUCUGGGAACGUGAACGGGAGUUAACCCUGAUGUACCUGCUUAAAGGAACCGCCGUCCUCGCGACAGACGUCAGGCACAGGAACAGGUAUAGAAAAUAGUUUUUUUUGUGUUUGAAUUUUUUUUAUUAAACGGCAAUAACAUGAAGAAUAUUUAAUUUAAGUCAGGUCAGGUUGAGGCAAAUGGAGGAAAUGUCUCUCUUUAUAUGAAAUUGAGCGACGGAGAUUCUAUUGGAUUAAGUGUAGUUCAAGAGAGACCAAAUACCGCGCGAGUGAUUAAACAUCAUGAAACACCAAAAGUCAAAAAUGCGAGGACCCGAGACCGCUAGAGUUGUGCUCAUUCAACCUUAUCCUUGGAUUAUAAUGGCCUGAUUUCACAGAGGGAAAGAGAAAUGAUUCAACUGUCGGGGUCUCAACACACUGAAGUUUUCUGCGCUCUGGAGGGAACCGCUCCUUAUGACUCCUAUCUGUGAUAAACACGCCGGCGGGACAAGGGACGAGACUAUCCAGCACAAUGUCUAAAGUGAUACUGAAAAAAAACCACUGGACAAACAAAGUUAACGAAUGUUCAAUAUGCAAAAACGGUCGCGGAGAGUUGACCGUGGAUUUGCGUGGCGGCGCGGAGAAUGGAGAGUUUCCGUACGUUGGGGAAGUGCGAGAAGAUGCGGUGCUUUAUCAGUACGGACAGCUGUCCGACGGGGAAUUAGUGUUGGAGGUCGAGGGCUUGCCCGUGUCCGGACUGCCCCUAUAUGAUGUGCUGACAAUCAUAAACACUUGCAAAAGUCCUAUCAGGAUUAAAACCGUAAGACAAGGCCAUCGUCUCAAUAAGGACCUGAAGCACUACCUGAGCCUCCGCUUCCACAAGUCAUCCCCUGACCAUGAGCUGCAGCAGGUCAUCAGGGACAACCUGUACCGCCACGCCGUGCCCUGUACCACCCGGCCCCCGCGGGAAGGAGAGGUUCCAGGGGUGGAUUACAACUUCCUGUCCGUGCCGGACUUCCUGGAGUUGGAGCAGAGUGGCACUCUUCUGGAAGUAGGAACUUACGAAGGUAACUAUUAUGGAACACCCAAACCGCCAAGCCAGCCCCCCUGUGGGACAGUGAUUACCCAGGAUGCACUGCGAGACGGCCUCACAGGUUCCCAGAAUUCCACCCCCAAGCGCACCAAGUCCUACAAUGACAUGCAACAUGCAAGAGUAGUGCCAGUGGACAACGGGGAUGACGACAUUGUUGCAGACAUGAACAACACUUUCACAGAGUUCUUAGCGCGUAGUCUCUUCCCCUCUCCCCUGUUGUGUGCAGGAGACACUGGUCGGCAGGAAGUGCACGGCGUUGUGCGAGAGAACGCCCCCUCCUACACGCUCAACAACGCCAUCGCCUCGCCGCCGGUAACCCCCGCCAGCCCCCAUCAUGCUCAGCUCCCUCCUGAGGAGGACCCUCUGGGGCCGCUGCCUGAGAACUGGGAGAUGGCCUACACUGAGAAUGGAGAGGUCUACUUCAUAGACCACAACACAAAGACAACCUCAUGGAUGGACCCCCGUCUGGACAAGGAGCAGAAGCCACAGGAGGAGUGUGAGGAUGAUGAAGAAGGUGUACACACUGAAGAGACAGAAAAUGAACUAGAAUUGCCACCUGGUUGGGAGAGAAUAGAUGACCCUGUCUAUGGAGUGUAUUAUGUGGAUCACAUUAACAGGAAGACUCAGUAUGAGAACCCGGUGUUGGAGGCUCGCCGUAAGCAGCAGCUCCAGUCCCAUCAGCCACCAGAAGGUGAGCGCUACAUCCGAGAGUGGAUAGAGGAGCAUUCGUCUGCUGGAGGCCCGCUGGCCUCGUACGCUCCCAACCACCUGGAGACAUACAGAGACCCCCAGCCAGGACCCCCCACCUUGCCUCCUCUCCCCGGGACAAAACGGGGUAAGCCCUUCUUCACGCGUAAUCCCGCCGAGCUGAAAGGGAAAUUCAUCAACACCAAGCUGAAGAAGAGCCACCGGGGCUUCGGUUUCACCGUGGUGGGGGGAGACGAGCCGGACGAGUUCCUGCAGAUCAAGAGCCUGGUGCUGGACGGACCUGCUGCCGUGGACGGCAAGAUGGAGACAGGCGACGUGAUAGUGAGCGUGAACGACACCAUUGUGCUGGGCUACACGCACGCGCAGGUGGUCAAGAUCUUCCAGUCCAUCCCCAUCGGCUCCAUGGUGGAGCUGGAGCUGUGCCGUGGCUACCCGCUGCCUUUCGACCCCGACGACCCCAACACCAGCCUGGUCACCUCUGUGGCCAUAAUGGACAAGGAGCCCAUCAUUGUUAACGGCCAGGAGACCUACGAGCCGCCCUCCGCCCUCAUGGGACCCCCGGGUAUUGGUGGCGCCGCCGUGGCCGGACCCCAGGCCGGGUCGCUCAACGGCAGCCGUGAGCCGCUCCUUCCCUACGGCUCGAUGAUGGAGAUGAUGGGUGGCAUCGGUGGCAUCGGCGGCAUUGGCGGCAGCGACGGUUGCCUGGGCUACAACAGCGACGUGACGCUGGCUUCCAGCAUCGCCACGCAGCCAGAGCUGAUCACCGUGCAUCUGGAGAAGGGCGACAAGGGCUUCGGCUUCACCAUCGCCGACAGCCUGACGGGCGGCGGACAGCGCGUCAAGCAGAUCGUGGACUACCCACGAUGUCGCGGGCUCAAGGAGGGCGACAUCCUGGUGGAGGUGAACAAGCGAAACGUGCAGAACAUGAGCCACAACCAGGUGGUGGACCUGCUCAGCAAGUGUCCUCGUGGGAGUGAGGUCACCAUGCUUGUGCAGAGAGGUGAGGGAGUGGUGCCGCCCAAGAGGAGCCCCAAACUGGUGCAGCUGGAGCGGAAGGACAGCCAGGGCAGCUCGCAGCACAGCGUGUGCAGCCAGCGCAGCGUCCACACCGACUCGCCGCUGCGGGCCGUGCCCUGUGUGCCCUGCGUGCCCGUGCUGCCCCCCGACGCUGUGGCCUCGUCGCCCGCUGUGCCCCCGGCCCCCACCCAGCCCUUGCCCAGCCUGCCGCCCCACGACCCACCGCCUGACGGCACGCUGCAGAAGAAGCCCGACCCCUUCAAGAUCUGGGCCCAAUCCAGAAGCAUGUACGAGAGCCGCAUGCCAGACUCUCAGGAGCAGGACAUCUUCUUGUGGAGGAAGGAUACAGGCUUUGGCUUCAGAAUACUGGGUGGAAAUGAACCGGGAGAGCCGAUCUACAUUGGGCACAUAGUGAAGUACGGGGCAGCCGACGAGGACGGGCGUCUGCGCUCUGGGGACGAGCUGAUCUGUGUGGACGGGACGGCGGUGGUGGGGAAGUCCCAUCAGCUGGUGGUGCAGCUCAUGCAGCAGGCCGCAAAACAGGGACACGUCAACCUGACUGUGCGGCGCAAGGCAGGAUUCGUGUGUAAGGGCGAGGGUGACGUGCCUCCAUCCCCGGCCUCCUCCCACCACAGCAGCACCCAGGCGCCGUCUCUGACCGAGGAGAAGCGCACGCCGCAGGGCUCCCAGAACUCCCUCAACACCGUCAGCUCCGGCUCGGGCAGCACCAGCGGCAUUGGCAGCGGCGGCGGCGGGGGGUCCGGCAGCGCCGUGGUCUCCGUGGCGCUCCAGCCCUACGACGUGGAGAUCCAGCGCGGCGAGAACGAGGGCUUCGGGUUCGUCAUCGUCUCGUCCGUCUCCAGGCCCGACGCCGGCACCACGUUCGCCGGAAAUGCAUGUGUGGCCAUGCCCCAUAAAAUAGGGCGCAUCAUCGAGGGCAGCCCUGCGGACCGCUGCGGCAAGCUGAAGGUGGGCGAUCGCAUCCUGGCCGUCAACGGCUGCUCCAUCACCAACAAGUCCCACUCCGACAUAGUCAACCUGAUCAAGGAGGCCGGCAACACAGUCACCCUGCGCAUCAUCCCUGGAGACGAAUCCUCCAAUGCCUCUCUCCUAACCAACGCUGAGAAGAUUGCCACCAUAACCACCACACACACACCUCAGAACGAGCCUAGGAACAAUGCUAAAUCCAAACAGGCUCUCCAGUCUACUGCACAAACACAGUCAAACCAGGAUGCGGAGUACUACUCGGUAGACCUGGAGAGGGAUAGUAAAGGUUUUGGCUUCAGCCUGAGAGGGGGCCGGGAGUACAACAUGGACCUGUACGUGCUGAGGCUUGCCGAGGACGGAUCGGCAGUACGGAAUGGCAAGAUGAGGGUGGGAGAUGAGAUUCUGGAGAUCAACGGCGAGAGCACCAAGAACAUGAAGCACUCGCGCGCCAUCGAGCUCAUCAAGAAUGGAGGCCGCCGCGCACGGCUUGUCCUCAAGAGGGGAGAUGGGUCCGUGCCCGAAUAUGACGGGCCCAAUGACGGGUACCCUCCCUCACCCGGGAAAAAUCUUUCGGAAGUGAGAACUCUGCCGCCAAACAGCCGAUUCCACAUUCCAUCCGAGUCCAGCUACUCACCCGACUACCACACCCCACCACGACACAAGGAGCAGUGGAGAGACAGAGAGAGCGACAGAGAGAGAGAGGACAGGAGGGACUAUGCCCAAGUCCCCGCGAGCCAGCAGCAGCAGCAGCAUCUUCAUCAUCAGCAGCAGCAGCACCCUUCUUCCCAGCACCAUCCACAACACCACCUCACCUGGAACAACCAGCAGCCGCCAUCGCCGGACGACCCCAAGAAGAGCAACCGCCGCAAGGUGAAGAAGUCCGAGUCGGAGAGCGGCAUCGCCAAGCUCUUCAAGACACUACGCAAGGAGGGGGGCUUCGGACGUAAGUCGGCUGAGCGGGACCCCCAGGGCGGUAGUGGCACCCUUGGCCGGCGUGGUGGCCGCUCCCCCGAGAGGAAGGGGGCGCAGGCCCGGCGCGGCUCUCUGGACCGUUCGCCGACCCGCCGCCGCAACCCCUCCCCAGACCGGCGCCGUGCCAAGUCCAUGGACCGGCGGGCGGAGUACCGCGACCGCACGCCGGAGCGCGCGGCCUCCCGCCAGUCCACCCACACCCUCCUGCGCCUGGCCCACACCCCCGAGCGGCCGCUGUUCUUCCAGUCCCCGGGGCGCGAGCCCCACACGCCCGGCCGCAGCUCUCUGCUGCGGGACGCCUCCACCCCCGAGCGCGCCAACAACGGUCAGGCCAUGGCUGCGGCGACCAUGGGCCGCGGACGCACCCCCGAGCGGGGCCUGAAGAAUGGGAACGUGCUGCGCGACGGCGAACGUGACGAUGUCUGGGGCCUGAAUGGCACGCCGCAGAGGCGCUACCGAUGCGAGUCCACCUCGGACAGCAGCAGCUGCAGCUACCGUGACGAACCGCUCGCCGCCCGCCUCAAGGACUACUACAGCACCAACACACUCAAGUCCUGCGGCUCCAAUGGCUACCCCGCUACCCGGGGCCCCGGCGGCCAGCCCCAGCUCCCCGAGCCCAAGAGGCGGCUGUACAAAGACAACCACACCGACCUUAGCAUUUGACUCCCGCCAGGGCUACUGCACUGCACUCGCUCUCUACCGCCACCUGUUGGACUACUGAGGACUACUGAGCUGUGAAACGGAUCCAUGCACUGCUUGCUUGAUGGAUGUUCCUGGUCGGUUUACAUACAUAAGCAGUUUGAUAUAUUGUGUGGUUGACCGUUUGGUUGGUUGACUGAAAUAUGUUGAUUGAUAGAUUUUGAUGUUGAAAUGACUGGUGAUUGAUUGGAUGUUUGCCUGAUUUGGUUGAUUUGGUGAUUUGGAGUUCCUCCUGUGUCCCCGCUGAAUUUCACAGCCCUUAACACAGCAGAAGUACAAUCUUUUAGUUUUGUUGUUUUUUCGUUUGUUGUGCUAAUUAGAGAGUAUGAGAAAGGGAGAAAGAGAGAGAGAGAGAGAGAGAGAGAGAGAGAGAGAGAAUGCUGUGGACAAGUAUGGGAGAAAGUAUGUAAGUCUGUAUGGUGAUUUGUAUGUGUGAUCCAUGAAUGAGUUUUUAGAAAUCCAGGCCUGUUUGUUUGGAAGAUAUUGCUAUACUAUAGCUUUUAUUCUGAUGUUAUUCUGAUGAGUCACAAAUGCACCAGCCAAAAGUGUGGAAACCUGGUGCUGAGAUUUCAGAGUGGUUUUUAUCGGACUCCUGUGUGUUUGUCUCUUUCCUCCCUCCCCUCCCCCCUCCCACUGCCUUCCCAGGCAGGAAAUAGCACAAGCCUUGAGACACUCUGUACAUGUGAUGAAUGAAUGCCUAGACCGGCUGGCAGCAGACUCUGACACAGGUCUGGCCCUUAUCGGGCAGGUACACUCACGCUCACGCACGCUCUGGGCCUGGUCCGGUCCGGUGUCGUGUCAGAUCAGCGCCCGAUUCACACUAUUCAGCUGCUGAUGAUGUGUGUGAUCGCUGCAAAUGAAGGCAAAAAAAACACUGUAGAAGAUUACAAAAAAAAGAAAAGAGUAAAAAAGUAAAGUGAAUGCUAACUACAAUGCUACUGUUGUCGAAAUGAAGUAAUAUAUUUAAAGAAACAAAUAAAAAUCCUUUGUGAAGAUGUUUUAUUUUCCUGAAACUAAUUGACACAAAAGCAAAUAGGCUGAGGGCAGAAUGGACGUAGGUACACUGGCUCUAAUGAAAGCCUCACUCUUCCUCUCAUUGGUUUUUUGUUCAGCCAAAAUCAACACAAACGUAUUUGAUUUCCAAAUUACUUUACUAUCCUCCAAUACAUUUCUGGGGCAGAAAGGAUAUUUUUUCGGCUUUUGUUGAUUGUUAACAUGAUAACAUUGCUAACAAGGAAUGGACGUCCUGUCCUGCUAACACAUAGUGAUAUACUUAUGUUACAUAUGUUUUCUAUCUUCGGCAAGUGUUUAGACAAAGUUUUAGGCCCAUAUUUAGCCCAGACAAGAGCAAUGUUAUGGAUGUAACGGUCAUCAAAAGAGAAGCCCACAUUUGUGUCCCAGUCCUUUAUUAGAGACCUGACUGACUGGGCGAAAAGUAGGUAGAGGUUCAGUGUUCAUUUUGGCUGAACCAUCACUUUAAGUCACCUUUUUCAACCAAUCAAAUUAUUUUAAUAGCCCUAUCUCCACAAAACAUACCGAUCACUCCCAUCCACAAGACAGACAGGGAGAAGAUAGAUGACCAGCUUUGGGAUUUUUUUUUUUUUCAUUUUGGGAAAGCAAAAGGCUUGUGACCCAUUGAAUUAAGUAUAAUUUAGAGAGACUGACGAAAUACAAGAUGUUUCCCUUGAGAGUUUACAAGGCAGCGUGCUGGAUUGGUCUGGGGAUUUUGUUGAUGGCACAGAGUAAGGAACUUUAUUUGAGUAUUCAGUGGUUGUAGUUUUGGUGAUAAACAGCUCUUGUUCCAACGCUUGCCUCUGUGAGUUCAUGUCUAGUUCACAGCCCUUAGGAGGUCUAAACCAACCCCUUGCUCAAAGCCACAGCAGCUAUUAUCUUUUUGGUCUGCUGCAGAAACAUGAUCGCCCCCUGCAGCAGAAAUUAGCACACCAUCCUCCUGCAGGUUUGCUGGCUGUACGGUCAGAUUGGAUGAUUUACACAGGCUCACGGCCCAUGUUCGCUGUGUCAGUAUGCGAGAUGAGGUGUGUGUGUGUGUAUGUGUGUUUGCUACUCUAGUCCUCUGCUGACCCACAGGCUGUCUCAUUGCUGCGCCCUUUCUCUCUCCUUUCCAAUGAUGGUCCUUUGUGCUAACAGUUUGAUCAAAGACCUGUCAGGAACCGCCGAAGUAAUGUGGAACAGAAUCAAUCUGCCCGGCUGAGCCAAGCUUUGUCAGAACACUGGGGGCGUGACUGAUGUGAUGCUGUGUAGAGUUUGUGUGUGUUUGCGUGCGUUGAGUAUAUGUAUCAGUGUGUUUGUUAUGGGCGUGUUUGCGUGUAAGCAUGUGUGUACAGUGUAUAUUUUUUGUGUGUGAACACAUGAAAACGACAUGUAACCAGUAACCAGACAAACCCUGACCAACACUGAGCGUGCUCUAUCGUCACUGUCGUCGCCAUGGUACUGUAACUACCGAUCUAUCUGCGGACCAUCACCUGUACAGAAUUUUACUACUGUAUGUAAACUAUAGAAACCUGUGGACGACAAACUGUUGCCUUUUUUCAUGUACAGAAGAGAAAUUUAUGAGAAAACCUCUUGCCGUGAGGGAUGUGAUUUGUGUUUCUAUCUCUGAAAUUAGGAUGGGAGAGGGAGGGAGAGGGGGAAUGUGAAAUGUAGGCUACUGUAACUCUGAAUCAGAUGUGCAACGGUGUUUGGAAACGGGGCAAAAAAAAAGAGACUGUAUUAGUCAAUGAAGAAGCUACUGUAUGCGUGGGUUUGGAUAGCUCUCUCGAUGGUUAGCCUGCCUUUGUAUUAUAAAAGCACUUGUUAUGCAGUCUGUGUUCUCUCUGAAUCAUCCCUCUCGCGAUGUUAUCCAGACUUCACGCUCUUUCUAUGUCGAGAAAAAAAAGCAGUACCGUGUAUAUGGGCCAAUUUUUUUUUUUUUUUUUUUAUAAAACACUAUGCAUAUAUAAAUACUACAUUGUUCAUAGCUUUAUGUAAAAUCAUGAGGCUAUACAUAACAUUAGUCUAAAGUACAAGUAGAUGUGGACUUACCCAGUAAAGCUUUUUUUUUUUUUUUUUCUGUUCCUUCAGAUGGAUCACAAUGUAUAUGUAGCUAUUAAAAAGAAGUCUGUGAAUGCUAUUUUUAUUAUCAAAUAAAGUUUUCCAUACAAAUACA
This is a messenger RNA of Clupea harengus (Atlantic herring), 8793 nucleotides long. Its product is annotated as membrane-associated guanylate kinase, WW and PDZ domain-containing protein 1-like. The record is from RefSeq and is a predicted model, not a curated record. NCBI's taxonomy places the organism in Eukaryota, Metazoa, Chordata, Actinopteri, Clupeiformes, Clupeidae. Gene Ontology annotation, biological process: signal transduction. Gene Ontology annotation, molecular function: protein binding. Gene Ontology annotation, cellular component: cytoplasm; cell-cell junction.